ACGCCGUUGGCUCAAUCGGGUGUUAUCAUCUCUUUGGAGUUUUGAAUUGGGUGAAAAUCUCUCAUUCAUUGUGCAAAAGAAGAAGUUGGAAGAUUUAAAGGGCGUGUCGACUUGGAACGAAAAAACAUGGCUGCUUACGACACAGACGUGGAAAAGCAUAAAAAAAAAUUAUCGGAGGAAGAAUCGGUCGACUCUGGGGACGAAAAUGUCGAGAGAGGAAACUGGUCAUCUAAACUGGACUUUCUGUUGUCCUGUCUUGGGUAUGCCGUGGGGCUGGGAAAUGUAUGGAGGUUCCCCUAUCUAUGUUACAGAAACGGAGGAGGGGCGUUUUUUAUUCCUUACUGUAUCGCCCUAGCCUUUUUGGGAAUCCCCAUAUUUUUACUAGAGUUAGCCAUAGGACAGUACUCUAGUGCUGGACCAUUCACCUGUUGGAAGUUUUCGCCGAUAUUUACAGGAAUUGGAUAUGGAAUGUUUAUUGUGUCUGCUUUGGUGGCCAUCUACUACAAUAUGAUCAUUGCUUGGGCAUUCUUCUACCUUUUCGGUUCCUUCACGAACGAGUUACCAUGGCAAUCAUGUGGGGACUGGAGUACAAAUCUAUGUUACGACAACGUCAAGAUCUUAAACAAAACAUUUGAAAAGUGCGAUGGAAAUAAUAGAUGGGGCCUCAGCUGGGUAGCCAAUGAAACACAAGGCAUCUGCUACGAGCCUGGAUUGUUGAACAAAAAGGAGGGUGUCCGUGCUUAUCUUGAUCCUGAGCUGGCAAAAAAAUACUUUCCCAGGACCCUCCCAUCUCAGGAGUACUUUGACAACUAUGUAACCGGAUCCGGAUAUAGCACUGGAUAUGACGACCUCGGAGGAGUCCGCUGGCAGCUUGCUCUUUGUUAUCUUCUGGCAUUCAUCGUUGUCAUACUUUCUCUCAGCAAGAGUAUCAAAUCAUCUGGAAAGGUGGUGUACUUCACGGCAACAUUCCCCUAUGUAGUGUUAGUUAUCCUCCUGAUCCGUGGCUUAAUGCUGGACGGAAUGGAAGAGGGAAUCAAAUUCUACAUCACACCAGACCUUGACAGAUUAAGCGAUGCACAGGUGUGGAAAGAUGCUGCCGUCCAGAUAUUUUUCUCUCUAUCGGCUUCUUGGGGAGGUCUGAUCGCCUUGGCCAGUUACAACAAAUUCCACAACGACUUAAUAAGGGAUACCCUGAUCGUAGCCUUUGGUAAUUGCUUGACCAGUGUGUUUGCUGGUUUUGUCAUCUUUUCCUAUUUGGGCUAUCUUGCUCAGUACAUGGAUCUGCCAGUAGAUGAGGUUGCCAAAAGUGGACCGUCCUUGACCUUUGUCGUGUAUCCAUUUGCUGUCACCAAAAUGCCUGUAUCUCCACUUUGGGCCAUUCUAUUCUUUAUAAUGUUGAUUACAUUGGGAGUAGACAGUGAGUUUGUCCUGGUAGAAACCGUGCUGACGUCAUUAAUGGACAGAUUCCCCAAACUACGUAAAUACAAGCUCUUCACCGUCAUGAUCACGUGUUGUAUUUUCUUCCUUCUUGGUCUAACUUUAACGACAGACGGAGGUGUUUAUAUGUUAGAAAUCAUGGACACCUAUUCGGGAGGAUGGAGUAUUCUAUUCAUCGCCAUUUUCGAGUGCAUUUCCAUUGGCUGGGUGUACGGUAUCUUCCGGUUCCUGGACGACAUUAAACUGAUGACAGGGAACAGUUUCUGUAUGUGUUUCCCCUUCAUCAUGUUUAAAUACUGGUGGAUGCUUUGUUGGUGUUUACUAACACCCCUCCUGGCAGCCAUCAUUAUGGUGUUCUCUUGGGUGGACUACACUGGAAUGGAUAACGGUGCUGAAUAUGACGUGUACGCAGACUUAAUGGGAUGGGGAAUGACUCUGGUCACCAUUGUGUGUAUUGUGGGUACUGCAAUUUACGUCAUCAUCAAGUCAGGCGGGAGCAUAAAGAAAGCAAUACGCCCAACCAUUGAGUGGGGCCCAGCUCUGGUGAGGCACCGACGAGAAGCCGAGUAUCACACAAAGAGAUACACCUCGGACUUCGUCGUAGAUCCGUGGGGACUGGAGCCAGUAAACCCCAAAGACAUCCAACUGCAGGUGGAAAAUAAGACCGGAUUAGAAAAUACGGGCUAUGUACCUCACGUUGAAGAUUCGUCUAAAUUCUAAACUGGUGGAUGAGAAAAGAGGAAUUGACAAUGAAGGAUUUAGCAAUAUUCGAGUUUGAAUUCCUAAUACGAGAACAAGGUGAAUGCUUCACGGCGGAGUGACUGCGAGAACUUUUGAGGAAAAUGACUGAGAAUACCCGAAUACAUAUAGUUUACAUUUAAUCCCUGAAAUAACGCAAUUCAUUUUAGCAAGAUCAUUUUUAUUCUGGAAACUUUUCAACACAAUGUACUGCCAUGUGAUGAGCAUUACUACUUGAAAGUUGACAAAAUGAUGCGAGUGGCAGUACACUGUUGGAAGAAAUGGGAAUCACGUGUUUGAAAUGUAUGAUAAUUAUAUUGUUCCUUAAACUUUAAUUAUGAGAUUCGAUUUUUAAAAAUAGUUUUAAAACGGCGUACAAUCUUUUUCUUUCUUUUUUUGUGAUAGACACUGAAUAUGCAUAAUAGUGAAAGAUACCUACCUGUACAUUUAUCAUAGUUUUUUUGUAUGUUUUACUUUCCGUAAUAUUUCGUAUUGUUUUAUUUUUAACUGGUGACUUUUCAAUGUUUAUGUUUAUAUAUAUGACAAAUGUUCACUUUUCUAUGAU
Molecule: messenger RNA, 2740 nt
Organism: Saccostrea echinata
Lineage: Eukaryota; Metazoa; Mollusca; Bivalvia; Ostreida; Ostreidae
Product: sodium- and chloride-dependent neutral and basic amino acid transporter B(0+)-like
Exons: 17
Coding region: 127-2157 (676 amino acids)
Biological process (GO): sodium ion transmembrane transport
Cellular component (GO): membrane
Source: RefSeq, a predicted model, not a curated record